This is a messenger RNA of Trypanosoma theileri, 288 nucleotides long. RefSeq lists its product as uncharacterized. The record is from RefSeq and is a predicted model, not a curated record. The annotation marks the transcript as partial. The transcript has a single exon. Lineage: Eukaryota; Euglenozoa; Kinetoplastea; Trypanosomatida; Trypanosomatidae.
AUGCGCACAACUCUAUUAUUAACCUUGCUACUGAUACUCUCCUGCAUCUGUACAUGUGCAGCAGCAGAGAGGAUGCCACUGCCGGUGCCACGUGUGGGUGGAUACGCUACAGAGGCGAAAGGAAAAGGGACGAAAGACAAUCUGACAGACGGAAACAACGAAUCGUGGAAUAACGGUCAAUUCACUACCACCACACCAUCCCUCAGUAUGAGUGAGUCCAUGAGUGCCUCUGCCACUCUUCCUCUCUCGGACACCACUACUGUUGCCCCAUCAUCAGGAGAUCAACCA